AUGGGUUUGAGAGAUGUUGGAGCAUCUUUGCCUCCUGGAUUCAGAUUUUGCCCAAGUGAUGAUGAGUUAGUUUGUCACUAUCUAUACAAUAAGGUUUCAAAUGAUAUUCAACACCCUGCUCUAAGGGCCACUACUCUUCUCGAAAUCGAUCUCCAUAAGUGUGAACCAUGGCAGCUUCCUGAAGUGACAAAACUCAAUGCGGAGGAAUGGUACUUUUUUAGCUUUUGCGAUAGAAAGUAUGCCACGGGCUCUAGGACUAACCGAGCCACGACUUCUGGUUAUUGGAAAGCUACUGGAAAAGAUAAGUUGGUUCAUGACCCAAGGACACAUGUUAUUGUGGGGAUGAGGAAAACUUUGGUUUUCUAUAGGGGUCGUGCACCUAAUGGGAUUAAAACCGGUUGGAUCAUGCACGAAUUCCGACUUGAGAACCCUCAUAUUCCCCCUCAGGAGGAUUGGGUGUUGUGUAGAGUAUUCUUGAAAAACAGAGGAGAAAAUAAGAUCAAUAACAACACGGAUAACUGUAACAACAUUUGUUACGGCCAAAAUAUGUUAGUAGAUACAAAGGGUGGUGUCACUUCCACAGCUUAUGAUCAACCUUUAUGUCAUUCCAUUUCUCGAAGUUCUCCGGGCGCUUUGAACCAAAGCACCACCACCAUCUUGAAUUUGACAACGAUGAACCCUAUCAUUGAUUUUCAAACGUUUCAAGACCCAAACAACGUUGUCACUUUUAGUGACGAUAACUCCAAGUAUGAACAUAUGUACGAAUUCUUGCUUGAUGGAGUAAGUGGUUGUUUAGGAGAAGACAUGUCUAUGCUUGAUCAACACUCAGAGGAUAUGGGAUUUGAUUUGGACAACAGCCUUUAG
This is a messenger RNA of Impatiens glandulifera, 864 nucleotides long. Its product is annotated as NAC domain-containing protein 21/22-like. Bases 1 to 864 code for a protein of 287 amino acids. Gene Ontology annotation, biological process: regulation of DNA-templated transcription. The transcript is spliced from 3 exons. The record is from RefSeq and is a predicted model, not a curated record. Gene Ontology annotation, molecular function: DNA binding. NCBI's taxonomy places the organism in Eukaryota, Viridiplantae, Streptophyta, Magnoliopsida, Ericales, Balsaminaceae.